Molecule: messenger RNA, 1598 nt
Organism: Closterium sp. NIES-67
Lineage: Eukaryota; Viridiplantae; Streptophyta; Zygnematophyceae; Desmidiales; Closteriaceae
Source: the annotation of a GenBank genome assembly
GUUUACUCUCUAAGUUAGUAGCUGUAACUUUAAAGUAGCAGAGACUAUAAGUAACAGUAUUCGUCGUUACCGGGUAAGUCCGACUUACCUCCGUGAGUCAAGCACCAUGAUCCACCCAAGCAAGCUUUGUUUUAACCGGCAUACCACGGCAGCACGCAACAGGUUGUCUAGUAGACCUCUCAGGCUCGCGAUUCUGCUGCUCUUACUCGGAACCCUCUUGACCGCCGCGCCUUGGGCGAGCAGGCAUUUCGGCUCGCCUCUCGAAACCUCGCCUCGGCGAUACCACCGGCGACGGUUGCUCUCGUCAGCGUCAGCAGCGUCAUCGUCCGUAACUUGGUUACAUUCCGUGUUUCGCAAUUCUUCGCUGGGCCAAUACUUUUCAUCUCCAACCGUCCGGGAUGCCUCAGAAGCCACUCCGCCAGCGUACCCCCCGGACGCGGGUCCGCUGCACAUGCGUCGCCACGUCAGCCCCGACUAUUUCCAGCCAAGCGCCACGCCACGUGUCCGCAACGAAACACAGCGAGACCUUCACGCGGAGACAGCCUCCGGCGGAAAAAGCCCUACCAGUACUAGCGAAGUCUGCGUGGCAAUAGCUUCCAUGCCACGUGUCUUUCCGAAGCAGCGGAGGCUGCCACCGUGGCACUUCCCCGUGUCCCUCCUCAGCAUGCUGGAAGAGCGACGAUCCCCGCCUGAAAGCGCAGACGGCUUUAAAGACAUGCGCGUCGUCGUCUACAGCUCCGGCUGCAACGGGAAACCGGCAGGAGCCGUCGCGGCGACGACAGCAGCCUCGCCGAGGGCGACGGCGAAGAGUAACGUCUCCGACGGACUUAACGGAUCUGACGGAUUUUCUGACGGAGCGGAACACGUUCAAGCGGAGACGUCUACGACAAACGGACGGGAUCGUUCUACCAGUAGCAGCAGCACUACUAAGGAGGACGGGGUAGUACCAAUAUCUCCUGAGGAAUUGGAAGAGCGUAAGAAGACACUGGCAGCAGCGAUGCAUGAGCGAGCGUUGAAGUCGGCCGCGCGAAAGUCUUCCCUGGAUAUAACCGUGUUACCACCUCGCCAAGACGCGUGCGACUUCGUUCAGCAGGACGAGGAGAACGUGCGACAAAUCGGUGUUACAGACGAGAUGGCAAGCGACGGAUGGGAACCCUGGCGAUGGCGAACGAAACUGGUGAUGGAUUUCGUCUACGUCAUGCGACAAUGCAUGGCGACAAAACCGAAAUACAUCCUGCUGCUCCAAGACGAUACAAAGCCGGCCCGGCUCUACGACAUCGGUAUCGAGAAAUUCAUUAACGAGGAACUAAAGGGUCAAGAGUGGACCGUCCUAGCCCUCUACUACCCCCAGUCGUACCUGUGGCCGUAUCAGCACGGCCAAAACUACCUGGCGACGUGAGGACUAAGGCGCCGGGCGUCGUCUCUCGAACGCAUCGGGACAGGGGCUUUCGGGACGACUACGUAGUUAAUCUACUGAUGGAAGCUAACGAUAAUGAGUCCGCGAAUGGUGAGGAAACGGCAGAAGGUGAUGGGGAAGGCAGUGGGGUGCAGAUGACCCCUCGGCAAGUUUUUCGCGCGUACCCGACAAGAGGAGUCGC